UAGCAGUUCUGCAAGGUUCAUAUUUAGAUGGCUUUAAUGAGUCUAAGUCUUUUAGCCAAGAAUAACAGUAAUCACUGUGACUUAUUUAUUUUAAUGUAAUUUUUGGUUUAAUCAAUUAGCAAAUAUUAAUUUUCUCUUCUGCCUAUUUUCUUCCUUGCUGAUGAAAACAGAACUCUUCUAACUCAUAAGCAUAGUUAAGCAAAACAAAUGAUCACAUGGGCCCUAUGCAAAAUUAAUCAGAGUUAUUAACUUACUUCAUCUUAAGCAUAAUACAUUUUGCUCCAACACCUUACUUUAACUGUUGGAAUCUUGGUUUCAAAUGUAUUUCUUGUAAACAACAUAUUGUUAGAUUCUGCUUUCUAAUCCAUUUUUCUAUUCUCUUCUACUGUAUGAGUGAAUUUAUCCCAUUCAUAUGACAAUUAGAAUUAUUGAUUGUGUAUUUUCUUCUAUCCUAUUUUUUUAUACAUUUCUAAUUGUUUCCCAUAUACCCUACCCCUAUGGAGAAGGUGAAAAGAAAGGAGUAUGCUCAGCACAAUAACCUAGGUUUAGUAUAGUGUGCUUCUGUUCUCCUGUCCCAAUUCUCUUUCCUUCACAAUCCUAAGUUCUGAUUCUUUCUUUCUUUCUUUCUUUUCUUUUCCUUUUUCUUUCUGCUGAGGCAAUUGGGGUUAAGUGAUUUGCCCAGGAUCACACAGCUAGGUAGUGUUAAGCGUCUGAGACCAGAUUUGUACUCAGGUUGUCCUGACUUCAGGGCUGGUGCUCUAUUCACUGCGCCACUUAGCUGCCCCUCUUUUUUUCUUUUCAACCCUACUUACCCAGCCUCGUUUUUGUUUUCUUUAGGAUUAAUCCUUUCCUUAAAACUCUCUUUAUUCUUCCUUUUCUCUUCACUUCUUUCUUUCCUGUUAUCCUGUUGAGUGAAAUUUAUUUCUGUAUUCAAUUGUGUGUGUAUUCUUCCCUCUUUUAACUAGUUCAGAUAAAGAGUGAGGGUCAAGUGUAAACUCUCUUCCUCCAAACAUUCCCUCCUUGUUUGUAUAGUCUUCUACUCUGGCAUCCUGAUUAUAAGAUAAUUUUCCUUUUCUGUUUUCUCUCUGCCCCGCCCCCACCCCACCCCAUCCCCAUUCCUCUGCCUCUACAAUGUAUUUCUUAUCCUUUUACUUUCUUCUAGGUCAUCAAAAUAGAACAAAAUCUCUUUCAGGCUGCCUGUCUUCUAACAAUCCAUGAUCCUUGAUGAUAAUAGAGUUCUGAUGGGACAGACAUAUGAAUCAUCUCCUUACAGUAAAAUAAAGUGUUUAAUCCAUUAUGAUUGUUAACUCAUUUUAUCUUUCUACAUUUCUCUUGACUUGUUUGUAUUUUUCCUACACAUACUUGAUUUUUUCAUCAAGAAUGCUUAGAAAGUCUUCUAUUUCAUUUUCAUCCCCAUAACAUUGUUUUGUUGGGUAAAUUAGUCUUGUUUGUAUCUUUUCCCUUCUAGAACAACAAAUUCCAAGCUCUUCACUCUCUUAUAGUGGUAGCUACAAAAUUAUCCACAGUCCUAUAUGGUUCCUUCAUAGUUGAAUUAUUUCUUUCUGAUUGCUUGCAGUAAUUUUUUUUUUAAUAUGGAAAUUCUAGCUUUUGCAUAUAAUGUUCCUUGGAUUUUUCAUUUUUGGUGUUUCUUUCAUAAGGUUACCAGAGAUUCCAUUUUCACUUUGUCCUCUUCAUCUAAGAGAUCUUGAAACUUGAUCUCUAGACUCUUUUCUUUUUCUUUAGGGUUUCAGGUUUCAAUGACUCUUAAAUUAUCUCUCAUCAAUUUCUUUUCCUUUGAGCUGAGAUGUAUUACAUUUUCUCCUGUUUUUUCAAUCUUUUGACUUUGUUUUGACAUUUCUUGUUUUAUGGUGUUAUAAAUUUCUAAUUGGUCAUUCUAAUUUUCAUUUAUUGCUUAAGAUUUUGCACCUCUUGUGUGAAGCUGUUCAUUCCCCUUCUACUUCUUUGUUGUUUUUUCCCUCAUACUUCCCCAUUCUUAUUCCACUUAUAAAAACAUUUUUAAAACUUAAAAAAUAUAUUUGCUUUAUAUUCCUCAUGAAUGAGGAACUUAUGCCUAAACUGUGUUUUCCUUUGAGGCUUUUCUUGUAGAUGUUCUAGAGUCAUUAUCUUCUUUUGGAUUUAUGCCAUAAGCCUUUUGGCCACCAUAAUAUCUUUUUAUGGUAAGAUUCUUUUAUUAUUCAAUCAUUCUUUCAGCCUACUUUCUUACUUCAGACUUUGUUAGAUCCAAUUUCAUAAUUCUAGAGGAAAUGUCUGGGCUGAGUUUAUGAGCUCUUGGGUGCUGACUUUUUUGAAGUAUUGAGUUUUGGGUUGCUCUAGUAUGUCAGGGGUAGCUCAGGCUGGGGAUCUGAAUGCUCUAGAAUGCUCCUCUUUUCCCUGUCAGAGCUUGGCAAGUUUCAUUACCUGUGUUUAGAAUUUGUUUUGAUAUAUGUUCUAGAUUUUUGUGAAGGAACUGUGUUAGGCAGCUCACUGAGCUUUUUGCUGUUCCAUUUUCUCUGUUUUCAUUGUGGGGAAUAAAAUCAGGGUCAGUAAUAUUAUGGUCCCCUUAAGAAGAUCAUAGAAACUUUUUUUUUUUUAAUGCAGAGAUGAAAACAAGAAAGUGCUCUUCAGAUGAAAGUCCAAGCAGGACAGUUCCGAAAAUAAUUUGUGGAAUUUAUUAUAUAUCCAAAGAAAAGAAAACUUAUGGAAUGGAGAUUUGUUUCAUGAAGAAUCUUUUUUAUUUUUUCCCCAGAGAAAGAACUAUGAAGAGUGAAUGUGGAUAGAAGUAUACUACUUUCACUUUUUUGCCUUGCUCAGUUUUUCUCUUUUGUUGACUUUUCUUUCACAACAUGACUAAGAUGGAAAUAUGGUUAAAAUGAUUGUACUUAUAUAACCAAUAUCAGAUUGAGCUCUUGGGAAGGGAAGAGGGAGAUGAAAAUUUGGAACUCAAAAUUUUACAAAAAUGAAUGUUGAAAAUUAUCUUCUAUGUAAGUGGAAAAUUGAAAUAUUUUUUAAAAACUUUUAAAAGAUUCAUUUUUUAGGUUCUCUAUGCAUAUAUGAAAAUGCCCUAUUUUUUGUUGUUUAUAUUCAGAAUUUUAAAAAUUAAUGAUUUGACUGCUUUCGGUAGUGCUCAUGAGCUGACUUUGCCAAAAGCCCCAGUAAGUUUCCCAGAAGUCACUCGCCUCCAUGCUUUUGAACAGCUCUCCCAGGUCUUUUGAUCUGAGCACACAUAGCUUCAGACAUGAGGUGUUGCGCCCAAUUCAAUCUUGAUUAGGUAGAGAAAAAGAAAAUGACAUGUGGCUCUGAGAUAUGAACCUGAUAGAAAUCUGGGUUUUCGGCAGUCGGCCAGAUGCUUUCUAUAGGACUAAUCACAAGGUGGGCUUAUCACGACAAAGGCGAUGAAUAAAGCUUUUGUAAAGCCUCCUAGGUGAUUCCUUGGUCCCCGGACUCAUCGAGGACUUUCCUAACCCCCUGAGGGCACCGAGAGGGGAUCAGGAGAACGAGCCCGGCCGCAGGCUCCUUUCCACCGUUUUCUUACACCCGUCUGGGUCUCCGGGCCGACGUCCUGCAGAGACCGGGCGGGCUAGGGGGCCAGCGCCCAGCUGGCCGGCUUCCCUCCCGUCUCGGGCACUUGCCAUCGGAGGACCCGGGGACUUCUGCGGGUCUCAACUUCGAUAUAUUGGAUCGGAUGGCGCCAGACUCCCUUUGCUGGAGCAGCCCCGGCGCGGGUGCAGAUUAGGGACCCAGACAGAAGUGGAUUGACAGCGAGGAUUGCCAAUGUUCGCGGCGCAAGGCUUUAGGCCCUCGCGAGCCGCCGUUGAUUUCCCCGUCCAGGACGUUGCGUUGUAGCCCCGCCCCCGCUUCCGGCGCUCCCGGACGGCGCGAAAACCCAAUUGACAAGAAUCUCUGCCCGCCGAACUCGGGCUUCUCUAGCCGCUUGCACCCUCCCCCCCGCCCAGCCCCGACCCCAGCACAGCCCCGGCGCCCAGUCCUCGAGGGUCGCCCGCCGGCGGGGGGAGGGGGAGACACCCGCGCCCUCUUUGGCCUGGGGGGUCUCGCGCCCGCGCCCCUUCUGCGGGGUCUCUUCCCGCGCCCCGCGCUCCCCCUCCCCCCGGGCCCGGCCCAACCUGUCAUGGCCCCCACAUACGCUCGCUUCGGGCCCGGUCCUACCAGCUCCUGAGGGCUUGGCAGCCCAGGAGCCGAGCCGGGGGCCAUGGUCGGGGUGCUGGCCAUGGCGACAGCGGCGGCGGCCCCGCCCCGAGCGCCGGGGAAGGACUUGGACAUUCAGCCAUGCAAGAAGCAAAGGAAAGAAGAUGAUGGAAUUUCUUGUAAAACCAUUACUGAAUAUAUGUCACCAAUAAGGAAGACUGGGGACAAAGUUUUCUCUCCACCAAAAUCUAAUAACAUCUUGGAUUAUUUUAAAAGGACUUCACCCAUAAACGAAAACCCUUCUCUGCCUAAAGAGUAUAAAAUACAGUCAUCUAAACCACUGCAAGUUGACGAUAGCAAAGAAUGGAAAACACUUUUCAACAGUUCCUCCAAGUUAGAGUCUAAGUCGAAGGGAAAGAGAACUAAUUUAUCUCAACAAUUGAAUGAGAUUAAAAAAUUGGAAAAUGAGCCCAUUAUAAUUAGUAGUGAUGACAGCAGAGAGGACAUGAGCUUAAAUCAUGUUGUGGAUAAUAAUAGUGAUUCUUCUGCUCUUCUUACCCAGAAAAAUGUAGAGCCCUUCUCAGAAGGCAAAAAGCAAUCAGGCACGAUAUCUUCUCAAAAGGACAGAAAGAAAGUAAGCUCUGAACAAAAUGCUACAAAAAAUGACUGCAAAAAAUUAAGGAAAAGGAAGCACAGAGAAGAUAAAGGCCCACAAUCCAAAAAGGAGCCCCAGGACAAUAAACAAGGAACAGGAACACAAAUUGAUGAAGUUGUGGAUCUUGUAAGUGAUUCCAUUCCUGGAGUUCAUAUGUCUGAGACAGCUCAGGUUAAUGAUAAUACAGUAACUGUAUCCUAUGAAGAAUUUUUAAGGAGUCAGGAAAUAAUCACAUUGGACCACAUACAUGGACCAAAACUGUCAGCUGAUGAAGUUGAUAAAAGUGGGAACACUAGUGAUUUUGAAACAAGUGAAAAUUCUCAGCAGCUGCCCCUUAAAACAGUGACUGUUCUUGCACAAAUCCAUACUGUGCCACCAAAGCCUAUUUCAAGGAUAAAGAGUAAAAAGACUUUGAAAAUACCAUCAAUUUUCUUGAAAUGUAAGGAAAGUGAAAUUGGAAAUAAUCUUUCAGAGCCUGAAAACGAACAGACAGUUCAGAAAAGAAAAUCCAAUGUAGUUAUAGCAGAGGAAGAAUUAGAGUUAGCUGUGUUAGAUGCUGGAGGCCCUGAAGCUAUAAAGCCAAAAUGUACUGUGGAAGAAAGACAGCAAUUCAUGAAUGCUUUUAGGCAGCCUGCAUUUGAUGCUGUUAAAAGUGGAGUCAAAAAAUCCUCAGAAAGACACAAAGAUGCUCAGGAAAAGGAUGCUUCCUUGAAAGAGGAAAGGGAUAAAGAUAAUUCAGUUAAAGUAACAGAAUGUUCUAAAAUGCAGAUAGAUUCAAAUAAAGACAAUUCACAGCUUUGUGAUUUUAAAAAAAGCCCAGCCAAAGGAAAAAGUAAGAAGCUACAGAAAAAAGGUAAGAGAGUAACUGAGGAUCCUAUUAAGAAAGAAAAUACUUCGUGUGAUGUAAAUAUCAAGCAAAAUCCAAAUAGCAUCAGAAGAAGUUUGAGACGACAGAAAACAGAAGCUUUCAAAAGCACUCUCUCCCUUAGCAUUACAAAUUCUUCUGAAGAUAUCUCAGACGAUCAUCCUUUACAUGUUUCUACUCCCAAAGCCAACAGUAAAUCAAGAAAAAUCACUACACCAGAUGACAGCUUGGUAAAUGAUUUCACUCCAAAAUCUUCCCGAAAAUCUUCCCGAAAAUGCAUGGUAAUGAUUGGAGAGCCCGAUUCUGAAGUUGACAAUCCUGGAAAGGUUUCUACUAAAGCAGCCAUCCACACAUCUUUGGAACAGCAUGGCUUAUAUAUGGCGGAAUUGAUAACAGUACCGUUUGAUUCAAAGAGUCCAAUUAGGAUGAAAUUUACCAGAAUACGUUCACCCUCUAAAUCCAAGAAAAAUGAAACAGAUGAAGAUUUUACUCCCAAGAGUAGAAAGGCAAGCAAUGUUUCUAAAAACAUAUCAAAAGCAAAGCAGUUGAUUGAAAAAGCCAAGGCCAUCCAGCAGAGCAGGUCAAAGAUGAGUGAAGAGGGGUCUGCUCCUCUACGGCGAUCCUCCAGACAGCAGGUUCUUACUGAAAGGAAAAAGUUAUCAGAGAUAGACGAUUCAAUUAUAAUUAUAGAUUCAAAUCCUCCUUCCCAGGGUGCAGAGAACAAACAGAAAGAAAUUCAGUGUUUGAAUGAUGUGCUGGGAAAAAAAUUUAACAAAAAUGCUAAGAAUUUAAGUGGAAAAAUAAAAGUGGCUCCUCUAUUCCUGGCUAAAAAACCUCAGAAAACAACUGAACCUGUUGUGAUUUUUGAUGAUAACAGUCAAGAUGCAUCUGAAAACUCUCAGGAUGACGAACAAUUUAAAGCAAAACGUGAAUUUCUCAUGAGUGGCUUGCCAGAUUCAUUGAAGCGCCAUAUUGCAAAGAAAGCAGCUGCCCUAGAAGCCUACUCUGUGAUAAGUUCCUGUUUUCAGACGGUUGUUCAUGUACAGCAACGCGACAACUGGAACCAUUUGUGGAGCUUGACAUUCCCAUCAUCCUUUUUCUUAACUGAUCUUAAAGACCCGAGUACCAGCAUAACCGAUGUGACCAAAUGUGUCAUUGCCCUUGGUGAAUUCUCAGCUCUGAAUUACAGACUCAACACCAAGAAUUCUGCAAUUGUGCUGGGAGCAAGAAAAGAUUUUACAGAAGAAAUAAGGAAGAUUUUGCUGGAGGAAAUUAAGUGGUCUAAUCCUCAAUUUCCUUUAAAAAGAUUUUUUACACAAUUUUUAAAAAAGCGAACUGAGCACGUGGCACUUUCUGGAUGUCAAAGUAAACAAGGACAUUUACAAAUAAAAUCCAUUGACAGUCGAAGGGAAACCAAGAGAAAAAGAGGAGAGAGUGAAAACCACAAAUCAAAGAAAAGAAAACCAAGUGAAUGUGAUCAGGACCUAAUGAGGGAGGACUUACCUGAGGGACCCUCCCCCAGCAGAAGUGGAGGCACUGGUUCCUUGGAAGGAAUGAGGAAGUCUAGCCAAGGACAGUGUUCCAGGACCUCCAGGAAAAGGCAGGAGGCUCUAGGAAGUAUGCCACAUAAGGAGGAAGUGAACCUCGUCCAGGAUUCUGAUGUGAUCAUAGAUGUAGAUAAGAAAUUUCCAUCAGAGGGAACAUCUAGCUCUGAUUCUGGAGUUGAGGACAUGCUCUGGACAGAAAAAUACCAACCUCAGGCCUCUACUGAACUUAUAGACAAUGAAUUAGCAAUUCAGAAGUUACACAGUUGGUUGAAAGAUUGGAAAAGAAGAGCUGAAUUGGAAGAAAAAGGAAAUCAAAAAGUCAGAAGUGAUGACAAAGAACAAGAUCUCUCAUUUAGCAUGGACUUUAAGGAUACUUCUGAUGAUGAGGAAGAGAAUUCUCUUUGUAACACUGUUCUUAUCACGGGGCCACCAGGAGUGGGGAAGACUGCUGCAGUAUACGCAUGUGCUCAAGAGCUUGGCUUUAAGAUAUUUGAAGUUAAUGCUUCUUCGCAACGCAGUGGUAGACAAAUUCUUUCCCAACUCAAAGAAGCUACUCAGUCUCAUCAAGUUGACAAACAAGGUGUAAAUUCACAUAAGCCUUGUUUCUUUAACAACUACAGCGUAGGCAGAUCACCAAAAAAAUUAAGUUCACCUAAGAAAAUUCUUGCAUCACCAAGGAAACCUCCACUUUCACCAAGAGUUGCAAAGCGGGGGCUCCCUCCCAGAACUUUGGCAAAUUAUUUUAAAGUAUCUUCCAAACAAAGUAAUGAUGAAGUGAUGAAAUACCAGAAGAACAAUAAAGAAAUUAUUUCUUCUGAAGAGAAACAAGACACUCAAACAAAAUCAACAAACAUCUCCACCUCAAAUGUCAAGGAAUUAGAGGAAUCCAACCGGAAAAAUGCCACAUCUCUCAUUCUUUUUGAGGAGGUCGAUGUGAUAUUUGAUGAAGAUGCUGGAUUUCUAAAUGCAAUCAAGACCUUCAUGGCAACAACCAAAAGGCCUGUGAUACUUACUACAAGUGAUCCAACGUUUAGCUUAACAUUUGAUGGAUGCUUUGAGGAAAUCAACUUUAAAACUCCUUCCUUGCUAAACGUUGCCAGCUAUCUACAAACACUCUGUUUGGCAGAAAAUUUAAGAACUGACUUAAAAGACUUAGUCACCUUGCUGACUAUUAAUAAUUGUGAUAUCAGAAGAAGCAUUCUCUAUUUACAAUUCUGGGUUAGAAGUGGAGGUGGAUUCUUAAAAGAAAAACCGUUAUCACUUCAUGGAGAGAAUGCCAAACUUGUUUACUCUCAAGAUGGUGCUCAUCCUAAAAACCGUUCCCACGCUCCUCAGCAGGAUCCUGCCAACCUUCCGAAGUGUGACACUGGCUUUGCAGAGAGUCUGCUUGGCAUGAAGAAUAUAGUCCUUUCAUCUGAAGAUUUGUUUUCCUUUAUAAAGCAUAAACUCACAACACAGGAAGAAUGGAAUAAACUCAUUCAGCUCCUCACCGAAUUCCAAAAACAGAAUGUUGAUUUUUUAUAUAGUAAUCUUGAAUUCAUUCUGCCAUUGCCAGUUCACAUCAUCCCAGAGUCAAAAGAUCUUUGUAUUUUGCCUGAAACUUCAUAUGCUUCCCCAGCAAGGAAGAAUGAGAAUCACCUGAAUGCUGAGCGUUCUGAAGAAGACCCUUCUUUAGUAAAGGCCAAGAAAGUUAAGCGUCAGAAGAAGAUGGUCACAUUGGAUGAUAGCGACUUGUUUGACACUGCUUUGAAUUAUUCUGAUGAAGAUAUUAGUUUGCCCUCAGCUGUUCCACCCUCAAGCUCAGAAGAGAGUAGCUCUGCCCUCAAACCGAGUGCAAAAGGGAAGAGUAAGAAAACCUUAGAAUCUGACGUGAUGUUUGUGUCUCUUCCUCCUAAAACUCUCAGACAACAAAAAUGUCCUCUUGCUUCUCACUGUUUAAAUUCACUGACUGAAUUUAUGGAUGAUAUGUCUUUCUUAGAUUCCCUUUUACCUAAUCAAAGGGAACAAAAAGAGUUUGGUAAAAACGAAGACUUUAACUGGACAAAUGGCAGGGUCAAGAAUGGCCUUUGUGAUGAGUUUAGACAAGAAUCUCGUGAUGGCCAGACUUGCCAAGGCUUGGAAGAGCUGAAGGCAGUUGUGGAAGCACUCAGUUUUACCAAGUGCUCUUCCACUAUUUCAAAAGUUUUGGAAACCUCUUUGGACUCUUGCAAGAAGUUAGGAAAAGAUCCAACCAGAGACCUCACUUUGUACAUUUCAGAACAAAGAAAUAAUGUAUACUUCAGUCAGUCUGCUGCAGAUGUAGACAAAGCACAGAAGAGGUUGGCAGUCGUAAAAGCUGUAUUUUCUGGUAAAUCUCUUUUAAACCUGGGGAGUAGCAGACAGGCCAGCCUUGCAGAGUAUUUACCGACCCUCCGAUGCAUCUGUAGGAUGGAGAAGUUAAAAGAGCAAGAAAAGAAUAAGAGAAGAUUCCUGCACUAUUUUGAAGGAAUUCAUCUCGACAUACCCAAAGACACUGUGAGCAGUUUGGCAGCUGACUUCCCCUAGUUUUCUAUGCUAAUGGUGCCAUGUACAGUAAAAGAUACUCGUUACAUUUGAAUAUUUCAUAGAUUUUUCUGUGUCAUUAAAUUUCUUCUUCAUGUACAGUAAAAAUAGACUUUGUAUAUUUUAUAUUUGUGUGCAAGUAUUUAAAGAUAACCAAAAGUCCGGCUUACACAUUGUAUAUUUGGUUGUGAUACCUCUGCUAUAGGCUAAUAUUUUUGUGCUCUUCUCUUGUCUAUUUUGACCCUUUUAUUUUUUUUAAACUUUGUUUUUCUGUGAAAGGAAUAAGUUAUUUCUCCUGGAAAUAACUGGAGUGUAGAUUUAAUGGCUAUAUGUCUAGAGAUAUUUGUGUUUCAAGUUAUUCUCAAAUAUUUUCUCCCUCACUGCCUCCCUGUUCCACUGACAUGAUCAGGACUUUUAAAAAUUUAAUAAUGAACUUCAAUAAGAGAAGAAUUUCUUCCAAAAUAAAUUUUUGCAAAAUUCACUCCCACUUAUGUUGCUAAUUUAAAUCUUUUAGAAUCACUUAUGACAUAUUUUGAAGAGAAUUUAAUUUUAAGAGUCAAGGAAAAUGACUUUAAUGAAGUUUUUCCUAUUGUAUUGAUAUUUAGCAAUAUUCUACCAUUGGAUUAUCUAGACAGUGGAGUUUUAUAAAUAUUUCUCUACUAUCAUCUUAUGUGUUGCUUUAUUUUGUCAACCUACAAGUUGCUUUGUACAUUUUUCUAUCUUUUUCUACCUUUGAUGUGUUAUAUUUCAUAAAGAUUUUAACAAAAUUUCAGAUGACUGAACAUUUUAUAUAUCUUCAUGAUUAAUUGAAUUUGGUCAUAUUUGGAUGAAUUAUUCUUGGUCAGUCUUUCUGUAUCUUGAGAUGACUGAAUUCCUGUAUUUUUCCAUAUAACUGUUAAGGUAUUUCCUUUUAAGAUUUUGCUUUCUGAUUAAAGAGAGAAAAUGUAAUUAAAUGAUUUAAAAUAUGGUCAAGUUUUACUUGAAAUUACUUUGCAAAUGAUUUAACCAACUCUACUUUUAAAUGGAUCGUAAAUUAGAAUUACCUUUUCUAUUUUCCCUCUUAAAUAAAAAUGCCUUCAUUAAUCA
This is a messenger RNA of Antechinus flavipes (yellow-footed antechinus), 10837 nucleotides long. It is a transcript of the gene ATAD5, whose product is annotated as ATPase family AAA domain containing 5. Gene Ontology annotation, molecular function: ATP binding; DNA binding; DNA clamp unloader activity. The transcript has 23 exons. The record is from RefSeq and is a predicted model, not a curated record. NCBI's taxonomy places the organism in Eukaryota, Metazoa, Chordata, Mammalia, Dasyuromorphia, Dasyuridae. The coding region runs from base 4208 to 9754 and encodes 1848 amino acids. Gene Ontology annotation, cellular component: nucleus.